Messenger RNA from Oldenlandia corymbosa var. corymbosa, 1253 nucleotides. The record is from the annotation of a GenBank genome assembly. NCBI's taxonomy places the organism in Eukaryota, Viridiplantae, Streptophyta, Magnoliopsida, Gentianales, Rubiaceae.
CAAAUAUGCCUCCUCACGUUCCUCGUUUCCUAUCCCUGCAGUUAAUUUUUGCCGCUAAAAAAAAAACCUCGGAACUAGAAGUCGGCUACUGCCUUUCUCAUUGGAGUUUAUUAAAAAAAAAAAAAAAAAUUGAAUAGAAAGAAGAGGAUUGAAGGGUACUUUGAAGGAUGAAAGAAAGGGAAAAAGGAAUAGACAUGGAGAAGAGAAGAAGAAAGCAUAUCGAAGAGAAGGAAACAGAACCAUAUCGGAGGGGAUUGCGUUUUGGUUACAUUACUCUUCAAAAUCGCAUCAACGAAGAUAGAGAAGAUAUAGCAAGCGCCAAUUCAAGCAAGUUUGUCAGCAUCAUCAAUGAUGUGGAAAAGUUGCAUGAGCAGGUUGUCAAGCCGAGAGAGCAAGUUUCCGAUGCUGAGGUUUUGCUUGGGCUCACAAACACAUUGUUCAAUGCUGCUAAAUCGCAUGGUCUUGGAUCCAUUACCCCUUCAGAUUUUGUUACUUCACUAAUAAAACAGUUUGGGGUGGGUAAUGUUGGAGAAUCGGAGAACAUUACAAAUACACUUCGUUGGAAGGAUAUUGGCAUUGCUGCUACUCCAAUCUUCAAGAAAGCGAGAGGAUGUUUAACCAUGAUUGGACCUAUGGAAAAUUUGUUCUUGAAGCAAAGGAAAGUAUAUGGCCGAAGGAGACAAGAAGCAAAACUAUGUAUAAUACCAAAAGAGGUUAGUAGUGCUGUCGAAGAAGUCGAUCUGAACACGGAAAAGAAUAUCGCCGUGAUGUUUGGUAUCUUGAGGAAACACAAAACCCUUAAGCUUGAACAUCUCAUUCUCAAUCGGCAUUCUUUUGCUCAGACAAUUGAGAAUCUCUUCGCACUGUCUUUCUUGGUAAAAGAUGGACGGGUUGCAGUAAAAGUGGAUGAUGUUACUGGCUCUCAAAUAGUUUCUGCCAGAAAUGCUCCCUCUCGCAAUCGAAUAGUGUCAGAGGAGGUGAAGUACCGUCACUUCGUUUUUAGGCUUGACUUUCCUGAUUGGAAGCUGAUGAUUGAUCAUGUCCCCGAGGGACAAGAGCUGAUGUCACACAGGAGCGAUUCAGAGACGUCCCAUGAAGAAAAGCUCAAACCGAAGGAGGCUGACCAAGGGUUCUUGGGCUCAGGAGGACAGAUGAUGACUGAUCAUCCUUCUGGUUUCACCGGAGAAGAAGAGUUUGAAACGAAGAUGGUUCUUCAAAUUGCAUCGGAAUCUGACACACAGCACAAGGCCUAA